AUGGAAUACACCUCUGUGGAAAGUUCGCCGGCAAAGGGUCCUCCAGAACAGAGCCUCAUACGGUGUAUUUUACCCGAACUAGGGCGUCUCAGAUGCUCCAUGGUCACCUAUCAAGAAAGAAAACAUUCAAUGGUCUCACUACCCCUAGAUGUUGUUUUUCUCAUCGCCGAUCAGCUGAGCCCUGUUGAACGCACAAUGCUCUGGCUUACAUGCAGGGCAUUCCACCACUCUAUACCCAUGAAGGGCCAUCACCCUAUUGCUUGUCCUCGCGCACGAAUGCGGGCCAUGCGUCUCCUGUACGACUCUUCCCUCAUCCCAUACUUUGGCCAUAGCAGCAGGUUCCUAUGCCGGACGAGAAGUAGGCUAAAUGUUAAAAAAGCCGUGGAUAACAAAAAAAAGUGCUUUUUCUGCGAUUACUUCUCCAAAAUGGGCAAGAAUAUACACUGUCCAUUUCAUCCGCCAAUUGAAAAAGGCCCUCGUUCGCUCAAAUUAUUUCGCUCAGUCAAUCCUCGCGAUCGAGCACUGCAGGUCCUGACAAAUAGCCACCGUUUAACCCUGGAAACAUAUGUCAAAGGCUGCAUACCCGGGUUGGUAAACAAUUUACUUCCUCUCAGGAUCAAUUGUCUCAGGAACUAUUUGCCAGCGUCGUGGUAUGAGGAGAUUGCGGACAUGGCGAUGGUUUACCAGGCCCGGGUUCGCCGGUACAAACAUGAUAGAGAGAUCAAAGAGGCCAAAUAUUAUCAUGAGCCUACACAUUGGGCGCAGGAGAACUGGCGCAUAAAAUUCGCAGAGAUGAAUAUUUGGACUAUGUUUACAUGCAACCACUGCUUGAACGUUUUCCCAAAUAAUUCACCGAAGCAUGGCGCUUGUAUUUACUGCGGCUGCUCCGUUUGUGGUUGGUCUGAACCGAAGAUUCUUCGAGUUUGUGAUCCGGGAGACACUCCAAGUUAUAUACUUCUAGGGGCAAUCGCAAGCAUCCCUCGAUGA
This is a messenger RNA of Microsporum canis CBS 113480, 987 nucleotides long. RefSeq lists its product as uncharacterized. The transcript has a single exon. NCBI's taxonomy places the organism in Eukaryota, Fungi, Ascomycota, Eurotiomycetes, Onygenales, Arthrodermataceae. The record is from RefSeq and is a predicted model, not a curated record. Bases 1 to 987 code for a protein of 328 amino acids.